CGCGGCCCCGGCUCCCCCGCCAGGUCGCAGAGGGGAGCAGGCACCAGCAAGCAGGCGGCGGCGCUGGCAGGAUGGGGAAUCGGGAGAUGGAGGAGCUGAUCCCGCUGGUGAACCGUCUGCAGGACGCCUUCUCGGCGCUGGGACAGAGCUGCCUGCUGGAGCUGCCGCAGAUCGCCGUGGUGGGCGGCCAGAGCGCAGGCAAGAGCUCGGUGCUCGAGAACUUCGUGGGCAGGGACUUUCUCCCUCGAGGGUCGGGCAUUGUAACCAGACGGCCUCUUGUGCUGCAGCUUGUUACUUCCAAAGCAGAAUAUGCUGAAUUUCUACAUUGCAAAGGAAAAAAAUUUACAGAUUUUGAUGAAGUUCGCCAUGAGAUUGAAGCAGAAACAGAUCGAGUGACUGGAAUGAAUAAAGGCAUUUCCUCCAUACCCAUUAAUUUACGAGUCUAUUCUCCACAUGUGUUAAAUCUCACACUUAUUGACCUACCUGGAAUUACUAAAGUGCCCGUGGGAGAUCAGCCACCAGAUAUUGAAUAUCAGAUCAGAGAAAUGAUUAUGCAGUUCAUCACUCGGGAGAACUGUCUGAUUUUGGCUGUUACCCCAGCCAACACGGAUCUUGCAAACUCAGAUGCAUUGAAGCUAGCUAAAGAAGUUGAUCCUCAAGGUUUAAGAACCAUUGGAGUCAUCACCAAAUUGGAUCUUAUGGAUGAAGGAACAGAUGCCAGGGAUGUUCUGGAGAACAAGCUGCUGCCUCUUCGCAGGGGUUAUGUGGGGGUGGUAAACAGAAGUCAGAAGGACAUAGAUGGGAAGAAGGACAUUAAGGCUGCCAUGUUGGCAGAAAGGAAAUUUUUUCUCUCGCACCCAGCUUACAGACAUAUUGCUGAUAGGAUGGGGACUCCACACCUGCAGAAGGUCCUUAAUCAGCAACUUACCAACCACAUUCGAGAUACCCUGCCAAACUUCAGGAACAAACUACAGGGACAGUUGCUCUCCAUUGAACAUGAAGUGGAAGCCUAUAAAAACUUCAAGCCAGAAGACCCCACCAGGAAGACCAAAGCAUUGUUGCAGAUGGUUCAGCAAUUUGCUGUGGACUUCGAGAAGAGAAUUGAAGGGUCAGGGGAUCAAGUAGAUACGCUGGAGCUCUCAGGAGGGGCUAAAAUUAACCGUAUUUUCCACGAACGCUUUCCUUUUGAGAUAGUAAAGAUGGAGUUCAAUGAGAAAGAAUUACGAAGAGAAAUAAGCUAUGCAAUCAAAAACAUACAUGGUAUCAGGACAGGGUUGUUUACUCCAGACAUGGCAUUUGAAGCAAUAGUCAAAAAACAAAUUGUAAAGCUGAAAGGACCUUCCUUGAAGAGUGUAGAUCUGGUAAUACAAGAAUUAAUCAACACUGUCAAGAAGUGUACCAAAAAACUGGCAAACUUCCCAAGACUCUGCGAGGAAACAGAAAGGAUUGUUGCCAACCAUAUUCGUGAGCGAGAAGGGAAGACAAAGGACCAGGUACUGCUACUGAUUGACAUCCAAGUCUCUUACAUCAACACCAACCAUGAAGAUUUCAUUGGAUUUGCAAAUGCUCAGCAGAGAAGCAGUCAGGUUCACAAGAAAAACACAAUUGGAAAUCAGGGAACCAAUCUUCCGCCUUCAAGGCAAAUUGUGAUUCGCAAGGGGUGGCUAACCAUCAGCAACAUUGGCAUCAUGAAAGGAGGCUCUAAGGGAUACUGGUUUGUCCUUACAGCUGAAAGCUUGUCCUGGUACAAAGAUGACGAGCUGGUAAUACAGGACGAAUGGAGUGAGAAGGGGAGCUUUCCUUGGAUGCGGUAGAGGGAGAAACUUACAAACCGGGCGGCAGCAAAAGCCGCCAACUCAAGGCCAUCUUGGUUUGGAGCCAGCAGAAAAGCGGAACUUGCCGAAUGGAAGAGGUUUGAAGAAGGAAAACAAACUUUCUCUGCCUUUUAGUUUU
Molecule: messenger RNA, 1953 nt
Organism: Hyaena hyaena (striped hyena)
Lineage: Eukaryota; Metazoa; Chordata; Mammalia; Carnivora; Hyaenidae
Product: dynamin-3
Exons: 16
Coding region: 72-1814 (580 amino acids)
Cellular component (GO): cytoplasm; membrane; microtubule
Molecular function (GO): microtubule binding; GTP binding; GTPase activity
Source: RefSeq, a predicted model, not a curated record